Messenger RNA from Daphnia magna, 2113 nucleotides. RefSeq lists its product as uncharacterized. Gene Ontology annotation, biological process: intracellular signal transduction; phosphatidylinositol phosphate biosynthetic process. Lineage: Eukaryota; Metazoa; Arthropoda; Branchiopoda; Diplostraca; Daphniidae. Gene Ontology annotation, molecular function: 1-phosphatidylinositol-3-kinase regulator activity. Bases 321 to 1718 code for a protein of 465 amino acids. The transcript has 3 exons. Gene Ontology annotation, cellular component: phosphatidylinositol 3-kinase complex. The record is from RefSeq and is a predicted model, not a curated record.
UGGUUAACAUAGCAGGCCUUGUUAGUAUACAGUUAAUGCGUUGUGUAAGGUUAACUUGUUCUCCGAAAUAAGUUGUCCGAAUAACGCGUUAAUUUGUGUAAAUUAUUACCCAAAUGUUACAACUGCCGUGACGGUAAUUGCUGGGUGAUUGUUAUCUCUUACUGUUAAAACUCCGAGCAUUUCAAGGAAGGGUGUGGUGCAGUAGUGGAAUCCCCGUUUUUGGUCUCUUCGUUAUCCACUAUCGGACGAAAAGAUAUUGCUAUUCCAUUCCAUUCUUAUCGACUCCUAGACAGAUCCGUCAAAACAAUGGAAGAGAUGUAAUGGGGGUUUGUUUAUGUCGGCAGCUCUCAACCAUUAAAUUGACAAAAAUGGCUGAAGCCCAUAAUCCAGUAAGCUGCAACUGUGCAACCAAACCUUCUUCAUCUUCAGCAAUUUGUGCUACUUGCCAUCCAUUACUGAGCCAAGUUUCUGAAAAUACUGAGACAUCUCCAAGUCAAGGGGCUGUCCCACGUGAAAGUGUACCAAGAAGAACAUUUCGUAAUCUUUCUCUAGGGUGCAGAAAAUCCUCAAAAUCUAAAGAAAAAACUGAAAAAUCUAGCAAAUCCAAGCUUUCGUGGACUCUAAGUUGGAGGCUGAAGUCUCCAACAUCUCUUAAAGUAGAAGCUAGUGCACCACAGGAGCCUAUGAUUGAUCUUGCAAGAUUCAAUCCAUCUGAUUAUCCAGUUGAAGAUAAAGAUGAAGUUGCCAGGAUAGCAAGAGCAAGAGAAAUAGCUGAAGGCAUAGAAAUGGAAAUUGAGUCUCUACCAUCUUGCUACCGUCUACAGAGUGAUGAUACUGAAGAGAAUACUGUAGCAAAUCCUCAAGCUGAAAUGCCACCAGCUGAGUCAACUGUUGUAGAACCCCAGUUGGAAAGCAGGGUUACAGCUGCUCCCCAGCCGAAUCUGAGUGCUUCGCUGAUAGAAGGACUAACCGUUUUGCUCCACAGAUCCCUUGCGAUUAGUAUGGAUUCUCAACGAGCAUGGAAUGUCUUGACGCACGGAGAUUUACACUUCCUUGUUCAACACUUUCAUUGGCAUCAGCAUCAACAUGGACCUCAAGGCAUGUUUACUUUGACGCCAAGAAACGGAGAUACUUCAUCUUCAAAUAUCGCAACUGUUGAAUUAGAAGUGGAUGCACAAGGAACAGAGUUCCUAAGACAAGCUCAUACCCAAGUGGAUUAUCUUCAUUGUUUAGUCCCUGAUUUGCUGGAUAUAACAAAGUGCUCUUUUUAUUGGGGAAAAAUGGAUCGUUAUGAAGCCGAGAGAUUACUGGAGAAUCGAGCUGAUGGAACAUUUUUGCUGCGGGAUUCUGCACAAGAAGAAUACCUUUUCAGUGUUAGUUUUCGCCGAUAUAACCGAUCGUUGCAUGCGCGAAUAGAACAGUGGAAUCACAGGUUUAGUUUCGAUUCCCAUGAUCCAGGAGUAUACAGUUCACCCACUAUCCUUGGCCUGAUUGAUCAUUAUAAAAAUCCCGAACUGUGUAUGUUUUUCGAACCGACACUGACGCUACCCCUACACCGUAAUUCGCCGUUCACGCUGCAACAUCUCAGCAGGGCAGUUAUCUGCAGCAAUAUCACUUACGAUGGCGUAAAUGAACUUAAUCUACCCAAAGCUCUGAAACUUUAUUUAAAAGAAUAUCAUUAUAAGCAAAGAAUUAGGGUUCGUCGUCUUGAUGGGUAAAAACAAUUUCAGUAAUUCUCGCUCUUAUCAUCUAAGGGUUCAUGGCGGUUAAUUACAUUGUCUUCCUUUUAUUUUAGGCAUCGUAUUUUUGUUUUGUUUAUCAACGCGUUUCUUGUUAAGAUCGAAACUGAUUUUAACCUAUUACAUGACUAUCAGUAUCUUUACGUAUUGAAAUGUAUUAGACUUUUUUGUGUUUGAUGCAUCAAUUUAUAUACUGUGCAACAUAUUUACGCUUUAAGAACGUAUUGGUGACUGUAUGCAUUUUGUACAUAGGGAUUGUUAAAAGAGUGUACAAAAAAAAAUUGAUCUUUAUGGUUUAGAUGGUUUGUUUUUAUAUUGCUUACAUGUACUUAAUCUUACUUUCUACAUAUUAAUACAAAGCGGAAAUUCCUUAA